Molecule: messenger RNA, 465 nt
Organism: Amphimedon queenslandica
Lineage: Eukaryota; Metazoa; Porifera; Demospongiae; Haplosclerida; Niphatidae
Product: translation initiation factor IF-2-like
Exons: 1
Coding region: 1-465 (154 amino acids)
Source: RefSeq, a predicted model, not a curated record
AUGUGCUGCCUUUGCUGUUGCAGCAAAGGCAGUCCCGGUGCAGGAGGAGCUCCUCCUGGACGGAGCACGGGUGCCACUCCAGGAGGGAGCACCGGCAGGCCUCCAUCUACUGGAGGUGGCGGGCCUCCAGCUCUUGGGAGUGCUGGAGGUGGUGCAGGCCCUCCAUCUCCGGCCACUGGAGGUGGCAGACCUCCAGCUGCUGGUAGAGCUAGCAGUGGUAGCGGGCCUCCGGGAGGUGGUGGUGGAGGCCCUCCAUCUCCAGCUACUGGAGGUGGCCGACCUUCAGCUACUGGUAGAGCUGGUGGUGGUAGCGGGCCUCCGGGAGGUGGUGGUGGAGGCUCUCCAUCUCCAUCUACUGGAGGUGGCAGACCUCCAUCUACUAAUGGUAGAGCUGGUGGUGGCGGGCCUCCUGGAGGUGGUGGUGGUGGUGCUGGAGGCCCUCCAACUAAUGGUGGUCCGCCAUGA